AUGCUUCGACGUCCUGCUGGGAAGACCCUCGGGUAUCUAGGCUCCCGAAACCUCUUAUUCCCACGUCCACUUCUGUCACACGCAGGCGCCAACCUCCCCCGGUUCCAGAGCAGCUGGAGGUCCGAUAAACGCGAAGCCUUCGACGGGCAGGAUUCCGAACACCGCGAACAGAGACGGCGGCGACAUGAUGAUGAUUCAAAAGUCACAUUGGAUGUGGACUCGCUGGGAAAGCCAGGGCAGAUUGUUGUCGUCGCUGCGCGCCGCCGCCCACACUUAAACGAUCGAAGACGCAAAUCCGAACGCCGGUCCCGCGAUACGAUUAGUUCCAUUCUAGAUGAUCUUGACGAAGAAUCCUCGACUCCUAGUGAUUCCUCAGUGCAUGAGAGUAUCAAUGCCACUCGUGGGACGUACCAUAUAAGAGAAACACUACCGAAUAGCGAGUUCAAGGCGAUUUUAUCUAGGCUCAAAUCAUCUUUCACAUGGAAACAACUGUCGGAUUACAUAUCGGCGCAAAAACGAAAUUCUGACGAAGAUCAAACGAGACCGUGGACGUGGGCCCCUCAACCCAAGGGGAAAAGAUCCAGCCCAGAAAAGGCAUCAGAAUCAAAGGGGAAGGCCCGCCUUGCAGAAACCAUUGCACGAGACUGCUGGCAGUUGGUAGUGGAUGGUGAGAUUGGUCGACUAGACUUCCCUCUCUCGGCUCGGUUCAUAGGCUUGCUUGCCAAUGCCAAACACUUCUCAUUCCACGAGCUGGCCAAUCUUCAUGGCUGCAGUAUCGAUAUCAUGCAAUCCACCAACUUGGUUUCAUUGACCGGCAGACGAAACGAUUGUGAAGCCGUCGUUGAAAUCAUCUCUGAUGCAACCACCAGAACCCGUGAGGAGGAUGUUGGAAUCAGCACCCACCUCAAUGGUGAUGGGAACCAGGUCUUCACCUCCGAUUUUUUGGAAUGGGUCAACACCACAUACGGAGUGCUCGUUGAGUACAAGGCAAACGCGCCUCCAAGCAAAAUCCUCUACCUCGCCGAAAAUAAAACGGGAGCCGAGAAUGCUCGCCGGACAUUGAAUCUGGCGCUCUUCAACACUACCUCACCAUCAACUCCCUUCUCUACCUAUCUACCUGCUUCGGAACUCGCCACUGCAUACAGCUACAGACCGGAAGCCCAUGCAUCUUGGUUUGAGCGACAAAAGUCGUGGUUCCGAUGGGCCAUGUCCUCAAGUCAGAAUCAAGAGGCAGAAUUACUCGACACCCCGUUUUUCGAUAAACACCAAACUCGGCUCUCAGAUGAGCUACUGAAACUUCUCAGAAAAACCGAACUCUCGUCCAAUCUCGUCUCGACCAAUAGUCUGCAUGAAUCGGUCACAGUUACGUUCGGAAAGUGUUUGUUCAUGCAAAAGCCAUCAAUCGACAAUGCACCUAUCAGUCCUGCAGAAUUAGGAAGAUUGUCCCUCCCACGAAUAUUCACUAAGGAUGGCCCUCAAGUAACCCAGCUCAUGAACGCACUUUGGCCCGAUCUUCCAAGGAAAGAUACAGAGUCAUAUCGAUUGCGAUUGAUACCAACCUCCAACAUAUAUGAUUUCCCGGAACUCGAGGUCGAGGUGGCCACUGAAACCCAGCUGGAUGGCGAUUUCAUUAUUGAUAGCGUCAAAGCUAUUCGAGGCAGUAACAGUGUCGACUAUCUGCUCCCUGAGAACGGCUCGGACUUGCGCUUCACACGCACAAUCACUCAAAACAUUUGGCAAGAUCCCUAUUCCAAUUCGCAUGACACGAACAUGGAAGAUCAUCCUCGCAAGGUUCGCAUUGCACCGGAAGUCGAAGAAAUGCUACAGAGCAUCAGACGGCCUCUCCAGGAUCUCUUUAAUGCCACUGGGUCUCUUGGUAGCCCUGUUCCGCUAUCUACAUUCUGUCAUAUCUCCCUUCCCCAGGAACUGGCCUGUCGAUUUGACCCUCAUGAUGAACUUGAUGAUGCCAACGGCCCCGGUCAGACCGAAAAUUUGGCCGUGGAAUACAUGACCCUUCCACUGAGUGACGUUCGGGGUUCGAUUGUCCAAAAGUACGACUUUGAUGGUCGACCACUCCACUACCAAUAUUAUGACAGUGGCCCGUUCCUUGCUUCUCGUGUGAACGAAGUCUCACUGCUCAUGCCCAUUCCAUCCAGUGGCUCAGCACCAGAAAACGAAGAUUCUCAAGAGCUUUUGGACCAGGAGUUCCAUGAGUUUUAUAACACAGCAUGUGACAUGGCGUUCAAGAUCAAUGCAAGCAGAUAUGCGGAGUAG
Messenger RNA from Penicillium brevicompactum, 2274 nucleotides. RefSeq names its product putative respiratory complex assembly protein Rmp1. The coding region runs from base 1 to 2274 and encodes 757 amino acids. NCBI's taxonomy places the organism in Eukaryota, Fungi, Ascomycota, Eurotiomycetes, Eurotiales, Aspergillaceae. The record is from RefSeq and is a predicted model, not a curated record. The transcript has a single exon.